ACUAUACAUUUGCAAAAAAUAUGUUCCGAAGAAAAAAUCACUUCAUGCACCCUUUAACAUGUUUAACCUUCGCUCGAAGCCCCGCCCCGUCCUAUGUUUGCAGGGCCGGCGCGGCAGUACGAGCUACGAGCGAACCGUUAAUCAUAUCCCAGUAACUCUGGAAACCUUUUCACAAGACGCGGUCAAUUCACCAAUCAAUUAAAAAAUGGCGAUCGCUCGUUUAAGAACGACAGAUGUCUUGCCUUUGGUCCGCAAUGCUGCACCGUUUAUCCGAGCGAAUUCGUCCAGUGAUGCCAGCGCCAAGGCACUGUACUUCUCUGUCGAGAAUGAACAACCAGAACCUCUGCAAACAACAAUCAAAGGUGAGGUUCCGGCUUGGAUCAAUGGGAGUCUUCUCCGCAACGGCCCUGGCAAGUAUGAGGUUGGCAACGAUACCUACAAUCACGUCUUUGACGGCUUGUCGUUGCUUACAAGAUUCAACAUUAGUGAAGGAAAGGUGACCUAUCAGAGUCGCUUCCAGCGCAGUGAUUCCUACACUAAAGCUAUGGAGCAGAAUCGCAUCGUCGUGUCGGAGUUCGGUACCAUGGCGCACCCCGAUCCCUGUCUGAGCAUCUUUGGACGUUUCAUGUCCAUGUUCAAGCAGGGCGAGAUGACCGACAACUGCAACGUCAACUGGAUGGCCUUUGGAGAUGAAUGCUAUGUCAUGACCGAGACCAGUAGUAUUCGGAAAAUCGACCCUGUUGGUUUGGAGACGUUGGACAAGGUUGAUCUUUCUAAAAAGGUCGCAGUGCACACCGCGACUGCCCACCCACACAUCGGAAAUGACGGCACCCUUUACAACAUGGGAUCACAUUUUGCUAAGAAGACGCACUACAACAUCAUCAAGGCCCCUCCACCAGACCCAGGCGUGAUGGCGGACCCGAUGAGCAAGGCAUCUAUUCUCUGUUCGAUUCCAGCCUCGGAUAAAUUCCCUUCCUACUACCACAGCUUCGGCAUGACUGACAAUUACAUCGUUUUCCUGGAACAGCCCUUGGUUCUGAACAUUCUCAAGUUGCGCUUUGCAAGAUUAUUCCGUAAUGAAUCGUUCUUAGAUGCGAUGCAGUAUCACGAGACACGACCCGCCCGAUUCCACCUGGUCAAGCGCGACACGGGGGAGCUCCUCUCCCAAAAGUUCCUGACCGACGCCCUCUUCUGUUUCCAUCACAUCAAUGCCUAUGAAGAGGCGGGCCAUGUCGUUGUUGACCUGUGUUGCUAUAGAGAUAUCGGGAUCAUGAAUGGACUGAACUUUGCAGAGCAGGGGAAGGGAUUAACAGAUGUUGACGCUGUCGGCAAGAGGUUUAUUCUACCACUCGAACACGAGAAGACUCCUGGUGUUAAUCUGAACGGCUUGGAUUACUCUAAGGCGACUUCUGUCCUCAAGGAAGACGGCUCUAUUCACUGUACUCCUGAGCUCCUAAGCGAACAGUAUCUUGAGCUGCCGAGGAUAAACUAUGAGAAACACAAUGGAAAACCGUACAAAUAUUUCUAUGCUUUGAGUGGUACACUAGACAAGUUGGUCAAAGUCGACACGACGACAGGAACAUCUCAAGUGUGGAUGGAGGGAGGGAGUUUCCCUUCUGAGCCGAUCUUCAUCAACGCCCCAGGAUCAACCAGCGAAGACGAUGGCGUGGUGGUUUCGGCGGUGAUCAACACACGCGAGGGCAAACCAUCCUUCCUCGUGGUGCUGGAUGCUCGCGACAUGAAGGAACUAGCAAGAGCUGAGAUUGACGCAGAGGUUACUCUCGGUAUCCAUGGCAUGUAUCUCGCAAACUAGACGAUCUUACACUUCAUCACAAUUAGCUUUCUUUGAAGUAGUGGUGAGAGAAGUCAGA
Patiria miniata (bat star) is the source of this 1871-nucleotide messenger RNA. RefSeq names its product retinoid isomerohydrolase-like. The transcript has 10 exons. Gene Ontology annotation, molecular function: beta-carotene 15,15'-dioxygenase activity; carotenoid dioxygenase activity. Gene Ontology annotation, biological process: carotene catabolic process; retinal metabolic process. NCBI's taxonomy places the organism in Eukaryota, Metazoa, Echinodermata, Asteroidea, Valvatida, Asterinidae. The record is from RefSeq and is a predicted model, not a curated record. The coding region runs from base 206 to 1813 and encodes 535 amino acids.